Messenger RNA from Oxyura jamaicensis (ruddy duck), 6239 nucleotides. RefSeq names its product FERM and PDZ domain containing 1 (gene FRMPD1). The record is from RefSeq and is a predicted model, not a curated record. NCBI's taxonomy places the organism in Eukaryota, Metazoa, Chordata, Aves, Anseriformes, Anatidae. The transcript has 9 exons. Gene Ontology annotation, molecular function: protein binding. The coding region runs from base 1145 to 4942 and encodes 1265 amino acids. Gene Ontology annotation, cellular component: cytoskeleton.
AGCGAGUUGUAGCCAGUGAGGUGUGGAGAAGGCCCAGUUCCAUAGGUGUCACAAGAGAGAAUGGGCUUGGCCCCAUCACCAGAGAUGCUUCCCUCUUCUCUCUCUGCUUUUUGCAUGUGUUACCACUGCAUUAGCCAGAGCCCCCUGAGAAACAGAGCUUUCAGAAGUGCCUCACUCCCUUUAGAGAACUUGCACAGCAAUACUCACAGGUUGAUAAUGCUUGGAUCAUGUAGAGCAAUCAGGGGAUGAGUAUGCUUUGUGCCACCUAUCAGACAGGCCCAUCAACACAGAGGAACAGUUGAAAUUGUCUUAAAAUAGCUCUGUAUUGAGCCAUUUGCAGUUUCCUUGAUAUUCAAAGAGAGUUAACCCAGCCAAACACCAGCUUUGAUCAAAUUCCUAAUACAGAAACAAAUAUGUGGUUAGCUCUGUUAGAAAUUCUGUUGUUCUGUUAGUAAUUCUGAGCUAAUCUAAUUUGGGAGAAUGAGUCUACUUGUGAGUCAGCAGUAUGAACACGACACUUUGCUGAUUGGUGAUCCACUGUAAUGCAGAGAGGUUUGGUAGCUAAUGCCUUGAGCAGGUGUCUGAGAAUAUCUGUGGAGAUUUUAUUGAUUACCUUGUACUGGAUUUGCCCAGAAUUAAAUAUGCUAAUACACAACCUAAGGAUCUUAUAUGGUAGUGAAAUUAUGAUGAUGAUCCAAGUGUCUGCUUUGGGCUGCUGUAUCUUAAGACUAAACUUAAAAGCAGAGAAACCUGCCCCCUUUGCAAUUUUCAUAUGGCCUUGAAACCUCUGUCGUGCUUAUGCUACAAAUAUGAGAUCAGUAGAUGCUAAUGAAGUUCUAUCAAAUGCUUCUUGGGCAUUACCACAGGAAGAAGCAAAAAACAGAAAAAGAAUCUAAGAUAGAAAUACAGAAGCAUCUCCCUGUGUUUGCUAAGGACAGUGGCUGAUCUGCAGCCAUCCCACUUGCCAGUGCUUUGAAUAAUUUCUGUGGUCCAAAAAAGAGAAUCCCAUGACUACCGGUGCCUCUUCAGAAUUUGCUUUGUCCCAAAGGAUCCCUUAGAUCUCCUGCAGGAAGACCCAGUUGCCUUCGAAUAUCUCUACCUGCAGAGCUGCAGCGAUGUGCUUCAGGAAAGGUUUGCUGUGGAAAUGAAAUGCAGUGUGGCAUUACGUCUGGCUGCUCUACACAUACAGGAGAGAAUCUACGCUUGUGCUCACCCACAGAAAGUAUCCUUGAAAUACAUUGAGAAAGACUGGGGAAUUGAAAACUUCAUCUCACCAACUUUGCUUCGAAACAUGAGAGGGAAGGAUAUCAAGAAAGCCAUCAGCUACCAUAUGAAGCGGAACCAGAUCCUGCUGGACCCUCGGCAGAAGCAUAUGCUCGCAGCAGUCCAAGUGCGUCUGAACUACCUACAAAUCCUGAGUGACCUGAAGAUGUUCAAUGGGAAGAUCUUUAAUGCCACCCUGAUGCUACAGGACAGAGAAUCAUACGUUGCAUUGCUGGUGGGUGCCAAGUAUGGGGUGAGCCAGAUUAUCAAUAGCAAGCUAAACAUCAUAACAAGUCUGGCAGAGUUUGCAAACAUCAGCAGGGUGGAGCUUACUGAGGAGUCUGAGAAAGUGAGCAUGGUAAAAAUCUACCUACAGGAUCUGAAGAUGCUGACUCUGCUGCUGGAAUCAAACAGUGCAAAAGAUCUUGUUUGCCUCAUCAUUGGCUACUACAGACUGUUCGUGGAUGCGAAUGCCUCCAUAUUUACUUGGGGAGAGAAAAGACAGCAACUGCACCGUGUCUCAGCUGAAGAAGGAUACGAAUCUCGAACGUGCAGUGAUUCUGAAGACUCCUGGGAACUGGAUUCCUCCUCAGAGCAUUGCUUGGGCAUGCCUGCAGCAUACAGCAGCACCCCUCCUGAGUGCGAGAAGGAGCUGGGAGAGCUUCACAGCCGAGAGAAGGACAGUACAAAGCCCCAAGCUGGAGGAAGUGAACAACAUGAUGCGGGUGGCAACACAACAGACAGUACAUCUGAGGCUUCGGAUUCAGCCAACACAGAGAGCCGAGGGUUUAAGACAAGUGGCUCAAGUGACUCAAUGGAUGCACUAGAGGAAGAUGAGUUGGAAGCUUGCUCUUCCUCCAGGCCAGAGUUCUUCCACUUCUACACACCAACUGUGCACGAAAUGAACAACUCAGAUGAGAGCUUCUUCCCCGUUUGUGCUGCAGAAGGCUCCAGCAGAGCAGAAACCGGGGACUUCUUCUGUUUCUUGCACGUACCAGAAGCAGAGGAGCAUGGAUGUGAGCACAGCCCCUGGGAAGAGAGAGGAGUGGACAUAGGUGUGUCUGUGCUAGGGGCCAAGCCACCAGAGAGAAAUGCCAUGGGCUAUUAUAGCCUGUGUUGCAGCGUAUCCCCUGCAGGCAGUGUAGAGAAAAGCAACAUCAGUCACAGCACUGGAAGAAGGCCUUGGAAAGAUAUGUCUGCCCAGAAGGAGGCACACUGUGGAGCACAGCAGGUAGCAGAAGCAAGUGAUCUUAUUUUGGAGCCACCCCCAGGCUUUGGUGACACCAGCUCUGAGGAAGAGUUCUACGAUGCUGCAGACAGCCUCAGCCCCAUAGACACGCUGGCAGCAGGCUACAAGAUGAUGUCCCAGGAAGGUAUAGAUAACUCCUGCAUCCUAAAGAAACCAAGGUGUUACAGCCUGGGGGAAAACCUAAUGACAAGGCAGACAACAAGAGAGAAGUAUGGAAAGGAGAAGCAGCUGACAUAUGCCAAGAGCCUGAGGAAGAGGAGAUCUUUUAUGAAAACCAAUUACACCUCACAGGUCACUUUCCCACUGGCUUUACCAGACUCUCUGCAGAGCUACUGCACUUCGCCACCCACACCACCACUGCUUGCUCAGCCCCCAGAUCCACCCUCCCCAGAGAACUUCAAGAAGGAUGCAGAAUCAGGACUUCCUGCUGCCACCCAGGCCCAGAGAGACAGUGCUAGCACAAACCCAUCCGCUGACAUGAUGGAAAUGGAGCCUGACACCAUGGAAACAAAGUCAGUGACUGACUUGGUGGUUUCUUCCAUUUCAGCUGUUCGCCUGCAGGGUGACCACAGGGAGGAGAGUGCAGACGUUGCCAUACCUGUGGAUGACCUUUGUCCAGCACGUGCUGUAUACCCACCUUCCUUGUUCCUGGAGGAACCUAUGUACCUUCACAGGGAACAAAGCAGAGCUGUCCAGGAAAGUCCCACAAUGAAGGUAGAUACUGGGUGGCCAAGUGAUGACAGUUGUGUGAACAUCGGAGAUUGGCUGGCCCAAGCAGCACUGGGAGGGGAGGUUGAGAUGAUGGUAGCCAAGCAUGAGGCUGGCAAUGUCCCCCUGCUCCAGGUCCAAGAGGUGACUUGCCCUGCUAAUGAAUGUACUCGGCCAUCUUCAUGCCGUGGUGCCAGCCUGGCCAUUCCUCAUGGGGUGACACAGGACCAGGAUCUGCUUCCUACCGCUGGGAGGCAAGCUGCAUGUGAGGAGCCUGUCCUGGCUCCCUGUGAGGAAGGAAAAGCUAACCUUGACAGCUGUGCUGACGAUAAGAGUGACCAUGCCUCAUCACAGGCAAAAAACAGACAAGAAAUAAACAAGGAGGCCUUACAGAAAGUGCACAGUAAAAAUCACAUGGGCUUUCCAGAUGCAACCCAGCUGUUAACAGAUUGCAGCAGCACAUCAGGGGUUAUAACUCGCCUCUCCUGGCUCUCAUUUGGUGCAAGAUCAGACCUAACAUCACCCAGCCCAUCUCAGAAGAGGAUAGAUGCCCCACUAGAGCUUUUGGACUCUCAGAGGACCAGUAGAUGCCUAGAGGUUGAUGCUGUCAGAAAGGAGAUGCAGACAUCCUCCGCUACGAUACCCUUUGAGAAAGAGUUGAAAAGCAGACACGGGCUGGAUGAAGGGGAGUCCAGAAAAGACACAGAAAAUGUUGCCCACGAACAGACUUGGUCUGUUCAGACUUCUCCCAGAGAAGAGGUUACAGAAGUGGAGAAAGACUCUGCCCUGACUCCUUCUCAAGGGCUUUCCAUCUCCUCAGGCCCAAUUCCCUUGGGCUCAUUGGAAAAAAGAGCAGGAGACCACAGGACUUCAAAUUACUCCUUCCUCUGCUUUAACCAUAAGAAGAAUGAGCAGGCACUUUCUGGACCCAUCAUGACCAGAUUUUGGGGAUUUUCCAUGAUGAAGACCUCUCCACCACAAUUUGGAAUCAACAAGUGCAGCUGUCAGCUAUCCUAUGUCAGCUGCUUCCACAAGCCUGAUGAAGAAGGAGAGCAAGAACCCACCAUUCCUGUGUGCAGCUUGUUUCUGCAGCCCCUCACUACCCCACCAUCCACCACCGACAGUCUUCCUGGGCCCUCUUUGGACAGUUACCCUGUGACCAUUGCUAGGGACAAGGCUGUGUGGGACCCUCAUGUCCAAGCCCUCAGCCAGCUGAAUGACCAAGCACAGAUGAGCCCUGCAGACUUCUCCUGCUUCCUAGCCUACACUACAGAGCUCCAGGAGGUUGUAGGAAACCUCUCGGGGAACCAAGCUACCCACCUGCAAGACCGAUGUGCUGAGCAGGGUGCUGAGAGCAAGGGUGCCCUUGGCUUAGCCUCCCAGGACCUGCUGUCCAGUUGCAAGGAGCUUCUGAAAAUAGAGCGGCCACUUGAAGAGCUGCAGGAUGCUUUGAGGGUGACAUUUGGGCACCUUGUUCAGCUGGCAGUGGCCUGCUUCCAGGUGACACACUGCCGGCUGUGCAGGCAGAGGCAGCAGGAGCUCAGGGCUGCGCUCAUGGAUGUGGUAGGCACCUAUCACCAGUUUGUGCAGGCUGUUCACCAGCAGCUUCACAGGCAAGGCUGCCCAGACCUGGGCACCACGCUCCUCACUCGCCAGCACACAGCCCUUACUGCUGCCAUGUUUUGCCUCCUGCAGCAGUUCAGGGCACCCCCAUUGUUUUGACAGGCCAUUUGGUGGCAGAUGGAUGUAGUGAGUGGAGAGGAGCUCAGACUUGUUCCCUCCAUGCAUUACCAGGCUCUCUUGCCUAGGAUGUUUAGACCCCCCCCCCAGCUCAGCAAAUAGUCAGGGAAGGGCAUGUCCAUGCACAUUGGCAACUGCCCAGUUCAAGGGUGGCCAUGGGGAAGGGCAUGCCCUGCUCUAGCCAAGCUUUGUGUAAUUCUGUGUACACAAGCGCUGUGUAAUAUGCAAACUCAUAGAGCACUUUAGUAACUUACAUAUCUAGCCUGGGGUUUGUCCCUCACCUCCUGAAUGCUUUGCAGAUGGCCAGUCUUAGGGUGGUGUCCUGGCCUUCUUCGGUCACCUGUGUAGAGUCUUUUGUCUGCCUUUCCUCAGUCCUUACAAACAUGCCAGGCAGAGAGAUGACCAAGCAGGCUCUGAAGCUGAGUGAGAUCAAAGCCCACCCUGGUCUGACAAAGAAACCCAGGCUGUUUAGUCCAGCCUCUGUGGCUGAGCUUGUGAUUGAAAACACUUCAGGGGAUAAAAAAUAUAUAUGCUGUUUAACUGCUUUUGCAAAAGUGGUAGAGAAGGUUUUCCCAGGCUGGGGAUACACCACAUCCUCUCCUUCUGAUGUGGUUUCUGCAUGUCAGCCUUAUCUUCUGUUUCCAUUUGCUGAUGCUAAAGAAAGUCCCUAAUCAGCAUCCUCUUCCCUUUGCCCCACUUGCCAUGAUAUAACAGCUAUUUAAGAAUCCCUGUCUUCCGAAAAAGGAAGUCCUAGGACUGAAAUACCAACCUGACAGCCAUUGAGAUGAGCCAUGAUGUUGGCCUCCCUUGGAGACAGCAAGCCCAUUUUCCCAACUUUCUUGUCAAUAGCUCGUCUUGCAUUAUAUGCUAGGUACGUAUGAGCUGUUAGCAUGUAAAUAUUUUCUAAGUUUCUAUGUUGUCUAGUCAAUCAGUGUGCCUUUCAGUGCUAGAGGCACAUCCUCAGCUCUCCAGUGAUAAAGAAGGCAGCAAAAGGCCCCUGAGUGCUGUUUUCUGACUUAGGAAUUUGUUUGCAGGGAUGGUGCUUCCAACAGUCCCUGCAGAUGAGCAUGCUCAGAGUGGAGGGGUCUGCCCAAGGCAGCAAAGGGGAGCAGGCAGACCCCCAGCUGCCUUGUUCCAUGCAAGGUCACACCCAUCUCCUCAUGUGCCCAGGCAGUGGGUGGUCAGGACUGUCCCAGGAUUCUGGAGUAAAGGACAAGUCCUUGCAGCUGAACCCUGGUGUAGGAGAUGGAGGCAGCUGAGGGUGCUGGUGGGUGGGUGC